AGCUAAACUUUAAAAGGUCUUCCUUUUUUUCGUGGAGGCAGAUUUAAGUUUUUUUUUUUUUUUAAUUAGCUAGUCUGUAUGUAAAUUAAUUUGUCUGAGUUAAUUGUUUAGUCUCCUUGGUCACAUGGAACAGAUUUCCUGAUCAUUGGCUGAGCAAGACUUGUCUUUUUUCUAUGUCAUGGACUGUAGCCGUUUACAAUGUACUUUUCUUUCUGUAGUUUUAUUAUUAGCAGUAGUAUUUUUCUCUAAAGACGAGGAUUUGAGAGGGAUAUUUGGCUACUGUCUGUAGCAAAUCAAACAUAUCAACUAUGACCACGGCUCUGAGAGGAACUUCGAUGGUUCUGCACAUUAUUGAUCAAAAAUACGUCGAAACUGAAGCAGAAAAGAAAGCAAGGCAGAAACUCCAAGAAGAUAUCAUAAAUACUAAACCACCAUAUAGUGUUGGCUCUGUUGAUAGUUUGAACCAAGAUCUCAAGCAUUACAACGAAGAACUACGAUACCGUCUACCUUUGGUCUGUGAAAAGAAAGCAAUCGUUGGAGCUCAAGACUCAAGCAGUGAAAAUACAAGAUCGAAUUUACCAAACUGCAGUUUCCUGGGAACUGAAAACCAGAAAACUGGUUUCAAUGACAACAGCGACCCCUGUAAAAAUGGAACUCCCCGGCUCAUUGAGACGUGUGUCUUCCCUGGUUUUCAGAAGCACCAAGUGACAUCUUUACCUUACAACAUCCAACCAAAAGAAAUGUUGAAGAAGGCUCUUCAGGCUCAUUAUUCCACAAUUGGUUCUCUCCAGCGCCCAACGUUUGAGAAAAUUCUAUAUUCCAAAAGAUGCCAAGACAUAUUACAGGACAUCUUCUGGUAUUUAUUUCUCACCAAUUUCCAGCCUGAUUUAUCUGUACAGCAGAAGUUGUUCCAUCGAGUUGCUGUCAAUUAUGUGAACCUCAUUGACCUAGCAAGGAGGGAAAAGUAUUUUGCAGACACUUUAUUUAAGGAAUUACCAAAGCUGAUGUCACUGGCAGUUUAUGGAACAUUCCAGCACAGUUUCCCAGACUCUCACUGCCAGUUUGACAAUGUCUUUAAACAGUCAGUUAUUGAACUAAUAUGGUUGUGGAUGACAGGAAUUAAACCAAUCCCCAGUUUCUGGAAGAAUUGGAAUUUUGAUCUCUUACAGGUGAAUCCAGUGAAAAUUCCAGAUGAAACCUCAAAGAAAUGGAGAAAAACAGUUCCUGAACUAAACAGAGCAAAGUUGGACCACCAUUUGACACUUACUUCCUAUGUGGCCACCACAGGCGAAAAUGUUUACACAAAACAAUUGAUCUCAAUGAGUAUUUGCCAAAGGAAAACUUCAAGAAACUUUCCUAUCAAAUGGCUUCCUCAACAAGAAACUCCAGAGAAAACGGGAACCAUUGGGAGAUCCAUCUUUAAUACAACAAGCUGUUGUCCACUGGUCGAUCAUUUCCUUCGAUCUAAAGACGCAUUGAUUCAGGUUGGUGGGAAGCAUUUUGUUCAGAGAAGCUAAACGAUAACGAACUGAGCAAAGACAUUUCUCUAAAGACACUGCACUAAUACACACAUACAUAU
Molecule: messenger RNA, 1579 nt
Organism: Octopus sinensis (East Asian common octopus)
Lineage: Eukaryota; Metazoa; Mollusca; Cephalopoda; Octopoda; Octopodidae
Product: protein FAM227B-like
Exons: 12
Coding region: 309-1517 (402 amino acids)
Source: RefSeq, a predicted model, not a curated record